GAGUGAGAUGGUCUGAAUCUCAGCCUCCUUUCAAGCCCCCUACUCUGUCUGGGGUCACUUAGACCCACAAACCUUGCCUCUGCUGCCUCAGAGGCCGGAAACACCUCUGCAGGAGACUUUCUCCUCCACAAGCUCUGUCUCUGGCACCCUGCCUGGUUGCUGUGGAAACAGGUUCCACUGCGGACAAAAGAGGGAGCUGGGCCCUGCUUCCUCCUAGUCCUGUAGAUGAGGAUUUUUAGACCGUGGAGAUUGCGCUGCCCGGCCCUGCACCUGCCUUCGCUCUCUGUGUUCUCGCUCAGGUGGAGCUUGCCCUCCCACGCCACUGACGAGACCAUGUGUAAAAGUGUGACCACAGAUGAAUGGAAGAAAGUCUUCUAUGAGAAGAUGGAGGAGGCAAAGCCGGCUGAUAGCUGGGACCUCAUCAUAGACCCCAACCUCAAGCACAAUGUGCUGGCCCCUGGCUGGAAGCAGUACCUGGAAUUGCAUGCCUCGGGCAGGUUUCACUGCUCCUGGUGCUGGCACACCUGGCAGUCUCCCCACGUGGUCAUCCUCUUCCACAUGCACCUGGACCGCGCCCAGCGCGCGGGCUCUGUGCGCAUGCGUGUCUUCAAGCAGCUGUGCUACGAGUGCGGCACCGCGCGGCUGGACGAGUCGAGCAUGCUGGAGGAGAACAUUGAAAGCCUGGUGGACAACCUCAUCACCAGCCUGCGCGAGCAGUGCUACGGAGAGCGCGGCGGCCAGUACCGCAUCCACGUGGCCAGCCGCCAGGACAACAGGCGGCACCGCGGCGAGUUCUGUGAGGCCUGCCAGGAGGGCAUCGUGCACUGGAAGCCCAGCGAGAAGCUGCUGGAGGAGGAGGCGACUACCUACACCUUCACGCGGGCACCCAGUCCCACCAAGCCGCAAGCUGAAGCGGGUUCUGGAUGCAACUUCUGUUCUAUCCCCUGGUGCUUGUUUUGGGCGACAGUCCUGCUCCUGAUCAUCUACUUGCAGUUCUCCUUCCGCAGCUCUGUCUAAGAUGCCCUUGGUUGGCCCCAGCGGAGUCUAGGGGCCCGUGGCCUAUGGGGGCCAGCCAGCUGGUGGGAGGGGGUGGAGACCGGGGUUGGCAGUGCGGUUGAGUCCUAGCACUGGUGCCGCCACUGACUCCCUGGGUUCCCUGGACUCCCAGCUUUUCCAUCUAUAAAACCAUGGGUUUGGGCUAGAUCACUGGUUUUUUUUUCAAAGUGAAACCCAGGGUGUCAAGUUGCUGCAUAGGUGCCUCAGGGAAUUUUGGAUUUGGAAGGUAGACGGAGUGAGUUUUGCAUCCUGGUCAAGUUGCCCAUCCCCAACUCCUGCCUCCUCUGUCGCUUUAAUCAGAAUAGCUCCAUCUUAGAUAAAGUUCCAUUUAAGAGUUGGUUUUUUUUUUUUUUUAAUUUUGCAAAUUACAAGACUAGGUGAUCUCAAAAGGCCUUUCCACAGUGAUGAGUGUACCUUACUUCCUUGUUACCGCCCCCCACAUGCCUACCCCUCGUUAUCGCCCACAUGUGGAGCUGCGGCCUAACAGUAGGCUCUGUCUGACGUGUGAGUCGCAUCCACAGCUCUGCCUCCUGUACACACAGCAGAAGUUCCUCUUGAAGAGAGAAAUGUGGGGGCUCUAGGCUGAGCCUUUGCUGCUGGGUACACAGGGUCCCUUGCUCCUCGUUGCCCAGCUUCCAGCUUCCCUCCACUCCGGGCAGAUUCUGGGGUCUGCUUGGCUCAGAGAUGUUGUUUGCGGUAGAGUCCUGUAGAGCGAGGCUUCCCAUCCACUGUAUUCGAAUUGGCAGAGAAUGUAGAGGAGGUUUAGAAGGUCGAGUGUUAGAAGGAAAGUAUAAAAUUCCUAGGAAACAAAUGUAAUGACUUUCCUUUAUAAUGAAGUGUCUUCAGAGUUCAGGGACCAAAUCUGACUGAUUCUCAGCAGUUCUGAUGGCCGAAACACAAGAGCAGGGUCCUAGCCUGCUGGGCUCUUGCUGAAAUCCUACUUGAGAGGCUUUCCCACGUUGGCCAUGCCUGGGCCCUCUCACCAAAGAUCAAGUGUCUACCUAGAACCACAAGGAUGGAGGGUCAUUAACAAGAGACGCGGCAUUAAAGAUGCGAAGUGCUUUGCCCAUAUACAAGUGCAUGGAUAUGUCAGGGAAUCUUACAUCUCUUUAAAAUGGGAUGUGGUACAGUUUGGAGUGGGAGGGGAGAAGACUUUCUGACAGUAGGGGUACGGAGUGCAGUAAGGAGGGAAGCAGAAAGCAGGAGGUGGGAUGCCACCCUGUUCUUUUGCGGGUCCUCAUUCACCUCACGUCUGUUAAUACUUGUCUCCUUCUCCUCCUUUCUCCACUACUCCACUUUUUAAUGGAAAGUCACCACCAUCUGUAGUGGUAGAGGGAAGAGGGUCACUUACAUAAAGAUGGGUCGCGUUAAUAAA
Rhinolophus ferrumequinum (greater horseshoe bat) is the source of this 2431-nucleotide messenger RNA. It is a transcript of the gene RTP1, whose product is annotated as receptor transporter protein 1. The transcript has 2 exons. Gene Ontology annotation, molecular function: olfactory receptor binding. The record is from RefSeq and is a predicted model, not a curated record. Bases 226 to 1017 code for a protein of 263 amino acids. Gene Ontology annotation, cellular component: cell surface. Gene Ontology annotation, biological process: detection of chemical stimulus involved in sensory perception of bitter taste; protein targeting to membrane; protein insertion into membrane. Lineage: Eukaryota; Metazoa; Chordata; Mammalia; Chiroptera; Rhinolophidae.